GUAAUACUGUAGCGUUCCAACAUCUAAAUACUGCGGGUACCGUUAGAGGCCCCGCACGACACUUCUAGGCCGAUAACACGGUGCGAUCCUGCACUGCCCUCGGCAAUUUCUUCCAGGGGUUCUCCUGUCCUCGACUACAUUACCCUAGGCGAUUUAAAUUUUCUACCAACUUAGCUUAGGCCACGCUCCCUGGGCGGUAGCUACCACGGUUCCUGGGCUGCCUCACUGAAUAGGCCGCACCUUCGUGGCAACUCUAUCUAGAUUAGGUACCAGUCGCUAGGCACUCUCGGCUAAUUGUAUGGUAAAGGCUCGGGCCCAUGGGCGGUCUCUCUCAGUAGCCACGCUCCCUGGGCUGGCUCCUGCUGUUUCUCCAUGGCUCUCUGUGUAUUCCCCCGGUUGCUGCCGCCCUUAUUCCCGCCGGGCUUCAGCAGAAUGAUUUAAUGUCUGGGAAGGAAAGCAACGGCCAAACAAUACCCAACCAUCACCUGAGGGCGGAGACGUUUUUGAGAAUGUUUUGAAAUGUAUCAAUAACCAUGGAAGUCCCUCUUGAAGUUAUCGUAUCUACAAGCAUCAAAUGGAAAAAACCUUGUCCAAGGAUCUGCUGGCUGGGGCAGGAAAAAGAAUCUGUUUUUUUACUUGAUGAAAAGCAUUUUAGAGAACUCAAUCUGCAUUCAGGGCGUUUGAAGAAGGCAGCCCCUCGAUUACAAGCUCUUCUGAAAAAGAAAAAUAUUGUGACCCUUUCCACAUCUUUAAAUGGAGUUUGGCUGGCAGGUCUACUUUUAUCUGGGGAAUUAUUUAUUUGGAAUAAAGAUCUUGACAGUCUGCAAACUAUACCAGCCAAUGAAGAGAUCUCUCAAAUAGUGACUACAGCACAAGAGACGUUUGUUAAGCUGUUCCUGUGUGUGUCAGGAGAUGGUAAUAGGGUGCUGUUGGUCUCUCAUGUCGGUUGCAUCUACCUGUGGGAAAGUUCUGUGAACAAGAAUGCUCCUGUGCCCCCCAAAAGCCCACCCCUAGAUGGUAGAUGGACCAAAAUUCAACCUCAAAGCUCAACAUUGCUCCCCAGCAUGGAAGAUAAGGAAUCUGCAGUGCAUGCAUCCUUUGUGAAGAAUGAGGUACUCGGUGAUUGCUGUUUGUGUACAUUUGCAUUUUAUUCUGGUGACCGACUGGUAUUCACAUUUUUAACUCUACGCUGGUAUGAACAUAAUGAAGUAUACAAUAGUACAUUACCGUACCACAUUCACUGGGCACAGCAGGACUGUUCUCUGAAUACUCUGGUUCCAUCAUGUGAGAUUGUGAAAUCAAGAGGAGCUUUACUUGCAUCCUUCUCAAGAGAUGGUCUGACACUAGCGGUAUCUGUAAAUCAGAAGGACCCAAAGGCUACUCAAGUGUUAUUUAUAAACACCAUGAACUUUGUUACAGUCACAGGACAUCUGAAGGGUUGUAGCAGCAAAGAGCAGCCCAUUCCAUCUAGAUUUAUAAGGUCCUAUUGGGUUGGGGACUUGGCCUGGACUGCAGAUAGCCUCUUCCUGGCCUGUGUAUUAAAGAGAGGAGCCCUUGUUCUUCUUACUCGAUUGGGAGAGCUUUUGACACUAACAACCUUUGGAUGUUCUGUUGAAUUUGGUCCUGCUGAGUUCAUUCCACUUCAUCCAUUAAUAACAAUCAGACCUCCAAUGUCCACCUUCAAUUCUCACGAUGCCAAUGAUUCAUUUGGCUCAACAUCAUCUGAUACAGAUGUCAUGAGACAGAGAUAUUCCGUUACAAGUCAUCCACGAUUACCCUACCUCAUGGUUUCUGAUGGUUACAUGGUCACCACACUACGGUUUACUAAAAAUCUGUCACCUAGUAGUUUCAUGAAAUCACUGCUGCUGGAAUCUGCCCAGAAACUUGAAAUCAUACGACAGAGGCUACAGCUGUCAAAGCCAAAAGCCUAUGGGAUUAAAUUAAGGUCACUGGCCUCUUUAAAAGCAGGGCUACUGAAAGAAAAAGGAAAUACCUAUUCAACAAUAUCUACCGUUCCAAGCUUUCUACAAGUAGAAGAAGAUGCAUGUGAUACCAAAGAUCAUCAGGAUGAGGAUGAGGACUCGGAUAAUCAAGAAUUUGCCAAAUCUUCCGUACCAUCUGAGAUUUCAUUUGUGAGAGCGGAGGAGGGAAGACUUGAGUUUGCUUAUAUGUUUGACACUAUUCAUGCCGGUGACGACUAUGAUGGCGUGAGCGAUAUGUGUCAUGAAAUGCGUCAGAUUCAGAAGGCUCUGCUUACGGCAUGGGGGGUCGGAGUGACAACGAGAAACCUUGUGGAGAAAGAUACUUUAUUAAACUACACUGUUGGAUGCCUCACACAUUUUUUAUCUAUUCUCAGGAUUCUGGAAUCUUGUACAGCAACACAAAAGAAGACAAAAGACCGUUCGUGUUUUCUUUUCUUUACCAUUUUCCAGCAGUGCCUGACGGUGCUGUACUGGGAUGUAGCACCAAGACUAGCAGUCCGUCACAUGAUAAAGUUGACAUCAGAAACAAUCAAGUUAAUUCUUGUGCAACCUCAACCGCUCUACUUGCAGAAUGUGAUGGAAAGUGUGUGUUUGCUGAAGAUGGUUUCUCGCCAUUUGAAUUCUAUUUAUAUGUUGCAUUUUGAGCCUCUUCCCUUCUCUUCUGAAAUAAAUAGUGGAGUUUAUCUUGAUUCCAUGAAGACUCCUGUAUUUCUAGCACAGAUAAGCUUUUCCCCCAAGCAUUGGUCUGUACAUAAUAUUUUCAAGCAACCCCCAGGGCCUGUAAACCUCAUCAGGGGAUCAGAAAAAAGACUGGCUGUCAUUUGGCGCCUCCUAUACAAUCAAACACUUUUGUAUCAGGCCCGUCUGAGACAGCACAUUUGUUCAAAUCGGAAACUGCUGCCACAACAAAAUUCCCAUGAAGAUCAAGCUAUCAGAUCACUGUUAUAUCAUAUUCAGGCAGAGCUUCAGUCAGCAGGAGAGCAAUUGGAACAGAGUCUGAAUCUUAUGCCUGUGAAUGGAGAAGAAUUUUUCCUGCUGGGAUCAUAUAAGGAGUCAAUGGAGUUCUGGAAAAAAGCCUUAAUGGAAAGCACCGCUAAAGGAGGAAGAAGAACUAGUUUGCUUCAAACACGGUAUUACCUGGCUGUGCUGUAUUGUCACCUGUAUAACUAUAACUUAAAUGAUUCUCAGGGAAUGUGUGACCAGCUUGUGAGGGAACUGCUUAGGCGAUCCAACCUCCUCUCAGAUACAAUGCAAGGCAUUCCUGAUUUAGAAUUCCCAACAACUAGGGGGUUUACUUCCUCUGAUGGUUCUGUUCAAAUGCUCAGAAGCUCAGAAUCUGAUCAUUUGCAGUUAAAAGAUGUUCAUCAUGAAGCUCUAUUGGCUGUCAUUAAAUCCAUGGGCAGAUUCAUGGCUGCGUAUUUCACGAACAAGCUGCUGUUUGUAUUUCCUCCACACAAUGUUGGGAUUUUACCUCCUCUUCACCUUGCAUCAGGCAAGUGUCCUCGUGUUGUCUCUCUGAAACACAGUGUGGUUGCCAGCGUCAUUCGAGAACAAAAUCUUUCCAGCGUCUGGACUGUAGAAUAUGCUCUUGACUUGCUGCUUGUUGGUGGAUUGGUGCCAGAGGCUGCAUGGCUGGCAAACAAGCUUGGCGAUUGGAAGAUGUCUAUUUCAAUGGGAGUUGCCUACAACCUGUCUGUGAGGAACAAUCUUGAAGCGUUAAAACUCACAGAACUGCAGUUACCCCUGGACCUUACUCCUACUCAUAUACUUCUGGAAAAAUUACAGUCAUUUCUGGGCAGCCCCCCUAGUUCUGAAAUCUUAAAUAAAGACUGCAGUGGACAAAAACAGUUUACAGAUCCCAUAGAAGAAGAAGAUGCAGAUCUGCUUUUUAGCUCCAUGCAGGAGAUGCUAAAAGCAGCUGUGAUGGCCGAUGCUGAAGUCUUCACGGAAACGUUUCGUCAACUGAUGGAAUCUGCCAAGGAGCUUAGCAGAAAGCUUACUGGUUUAGUGCCAGAAAGGCUGUAUCUCCCUGCACCGCCUCUAUACUGUCCCCAGCCUUCUUCAGUUAGUGAGGAUGACUCCAAUGACUUACAUCUGGCAUCUGAGAAACUUCAUAGGCAGAAGCUGUCUGGGGUUCUUCAGAGAAUUCUUUUGCUGCUGCGGGCAGCUCGCUGCUCCCUGCCAGCCGCACAGUGGUAUAUCAAGCAAAUAAAACGAGCAAGAAAAAUCAUGCAGAAGAUUCGUGUAAAAGGCUCGCUCCCCCCUUUAAAUAUGCUCCCAGAGACACUGUUGAACUAUGCCAACAGCAGCACGUCGUUCUUUAAAAGUCGACUAAGUGGUGUCCCACAAUCUGACCAGGUGUCUUCUAGUGUUCUAGCAUAUUUUAGAGAGCUUUGUGCUUUAUGCUGGAUGCUCCAUGUCCGUGAAAGACUAUCGUUCAGCUGCAGACAAUACCAGAAAGCGAGAGAUAACGGCAAACUGUUUAAGGGUGCAGAGGAAUAUGAUUCCUGUGUAACUGAGCACUGUUUUAAUGCAUUGGAGUGGGCAUGUCGAAUGCUUCCUUUCACGCGGGCUGCAAACUGCGAGGAACUGAUACAAGAUGUCAUUCUGAGCCUGGUCAGUGAGCUGCCUCCAGUGCGGAAGGUGGCAGAAGUUUUAGUAAAGGCUUUUCCCCGGCCUGAGGAUGUCCGUGUACCAUUAAGGGAGAAAUACCAGGCUCUUCAUCAGAGGCUCAGGCACUCAGUAGUCAAAGGUCCUGAUGGUGCAGAAAUGAUGUCUGUUAUCAUACACAACGUUCACAGACAGCGAGUGAAAGCCCUGAGACGUGUGCAGAGGAAUAUUGGUCCUCUUGAAAUGCACUUAUGGGAACCUGCCCUGGGAGACGCUUAUGAUGAUGACUCGUAUUAUGACCGUCUGUCACUAGGGACCAGUCUGAGCAGAAGUACACUCACUGAUUUUGGAAAACCUUAUUUUUACAGUGAAGGCGACACUCUCUCAGAAGCUUUGAUGAAUGAUGUAAUAGAUGAGAGUUCUGAAUGGCACGUUGUUGAGACAAAAUGUUCCCAGAAAUCAAAGGAGGAUAAAACAGUAUGCAAAAAUGGAGGACAGAAAUCUAAAGACUCAACAGAAAAUAAACCUGCCCUUCCUAUUGUUGGUACAUGGGAAUUUGAGAGUGAUGAUGAAGAAUACACAAACUUCCUUAAUCUGUUUCUGAGUUAUCUUCUGGAAAGAGACCUACUUCAUUACAGUGAAACAAGCAUUCCUUUCCUUACAGUUUUUUCUAGAAACCUUCAAGAACAUGAGCUGAACUCUCUUGUAUUUGAUGUUCAUACUGCUCUAAAGCGUAAGCUUGGGAGACCCAAAAUCCAGAGUGUUUUUCGAGCUGGCUGCUGCUACACUGGUAACGAAGAGUUCUGCAGUGAGUCUGGGAAACUAGAGGGCACUUUGGCUCAUAAUCAAAGCACAACUGAUUUAGUCACAAAUCCCGCUUUGCCUCUAGUUAUAGAAAAGCCAGUAGCUUCAUCUUUUAAAUACUUUAGCAAUAUAAAAACUAGAAAUUUGUCAAAAAGUGGACUUUAUGGCUUAAAAGAGCAAAGAACACAGAAAGUGAAUGAAGAGUUUCAUAAGGUAUCCUCAGUGCCUCCGGAGUGUGGCUUACCUACAGCUAGCCAGUAUAGGUACAGAAGAAUUCAGACUACGGAUUGUAUGCCCAGUGAGGAGCUUGGGGCACAAUUACAGGCAAAAUUCAGUAAUGAAGCUAAGUUGGUAGAAUGGAUGAUCAGGUGGUCUGAAAAGAGGUUGUUCUGGAGUGCAGGAAAAGCAGAAUUAUACCAAGCCCAGAGCACUGCGAUACGUGUGAAAGCGUCUUCUGCUGCAAUCCUUACUUCACUUUGGCUUCUAGAAAAGCCUUACUUGGGAGGAGUACGUGAGAACAAAGGAAGGUUUGCGGUCCCUUCAAGUGAAUACACUGUAGCCACUGUAUUACAGCCAGUGACUGAAUCAAUGAUCAACAAUAACAGUGGUAAAGAUAUUGAAGAUUCAGAAGUGGGAUCUGUUGCAUAUGUGGAAGUGCAUAUUCAAGAACCUCAACAGGAUAUUGCUUCUGAAGCCGCCUCUUCUCAUUCUGGAGGUAGUGAGCAUAGAAGUAUUGGGAGACAGCUGCCAGCUCUUGAUGAGCAGUCUAUGAGUUAUUCAGUUGCCACAGAAGACAGGUGUAAUACUAUUGUAGAACAAUAUCUGACAGCGUCAGAAACAGAAGAUGACCUAGAAGACGCAGAAGAGGAUACACAGAGAAGCCCUAACAUAUUUGUCAGCAUUCAACCAAUAUCUAAUCAAGUUGAGAAUUUGUCAAGUGAAGUUACUAUAAACAAUGAAGAUUCACACAAACCACUAAUUCAGAAAACAAUGCAACAACCACGGAACAAUGUGGCUGCUGAGGCCCCAUUCAUCAAUCCUCCUGCACAAGUUUUUGGCAGUACAGCUAAUGUUCCGGUUGUGGUUCCAUGUGUUCAGGAAUCUCAUGGCGAGCAAGUAUCUCAACCUUCAAACACAUCAGAGACUGUUAGACAGUUAUUCCAAGAUGAAAUGUUUAGGUUGCUACAGCUUCAGCAAAUCAACUUCAUGAGUCUAAUGCAAGUCGUGGGCUCUUCAUUUGCUGCUCUUCCUGCCAUGCAACAAAUAUUGCAACAGUCUUCACAGGUAAUAGUAAACCAGCAGGGGAACCCUGUAGCUGUCCCUACACCUCUUCCACUUCAGACUGCUCUUAAUGCACAGAACCCCAUUCGUGAUACCUCCCCCAAUACCGAAGGCCAUGCCAGUACCAAAAAGAACAGAGCAUCUAGCACAGAAACGAGACCCAUGUAUGACCAGAACAAUAAGGAAAAUAUACAGAACCCUCCUGGCUUGAGAGUAUCUUUGAAUGAAGCAAAAGAUGGAGAAACAAUUUCGGCAACUAACAGUUUGCUGACCACAGCUCCCAGUUAUGGCCUGCCAAUAAUACAUACCUCUCCAGUUGUACAGAAAACUCCAUUCCUUCUUCCAUCCAACAACAUGUGGAGUAAUUGUAAUGGUUUUCCACUGCUUCAACUGCAACCUGAACCAAAAUUCACAUCAAUGAAUAUUAUUCCGAGAAAUAUGACUCCACAUUUGACAAAGUCUAGGGCACCUAAAAUUCCUAGAGAAGCUUGGGGUCCAAUUAACAAUGACCCAAACAUUCCCAGUGCUCAUAAUUUAAGAAAUCACAGCAAAGAUUCAUAUUGUGAGGCUCUAAAUAAAAAUGAUGUCAAAGAAGAGAGGAAGAUGUGGGCAGAGCCCUCUGCUAAAGGAGCACUUAAACAUUCUCAAAAACAUUCUCCGGUAUUUUGCUACAUUGAACAGAAAAAUGUUCCAGUACAUCUUCAAAACUCAAAUACACAAGAAAGCAGGCCAUCUCAUCAGACGCUACCUGGUACCCAUCACUAUGCAUCAGGUAUCCCUUUGCUUCACUUGCAAUCACAUCCUGUGCCUCAUAUCCCAUCAGUUUUCAGCUCUGAUGUCAAAGUUCCUGUCUCGGCUUCUCAGUCAAACACAAAGCCGGAGCACUUCCCGCUGUUACCAAAUGCCGCAUUAACUCUACUAAAAGCCAAAUUGCCUCAACAAAUGCCUAAUAUACCUUUUGGUUCCACCCCUAAGCUUAUCCCCCUCCAGAACCUUAUAGCUUUUGAACAAAGUUUGAGAACUAAAAGUCUACGCGGCACAGCAGAAGGAGCACUGCAAUUGCUAAAAGCAAACAUUGAACCAUUUGAAGAAGUCAAGCCUAUGGAUAGCAUAAAAAGGCAAAAAAGACGAACCCACAUACAGAAGCAAGAAAACAGUACUGAGAGAAAAGAGAGAAAGUCAUCUGUUACAUUCCGGCCUGAAGACUCCAUUAUUAAUCCAAACAAUUUUGAUGAAAUUAUACAAAUUGAGACGAAAAAGCACGAUGAUCCUGAACUGCAGAAGAAUAAUGACUUCGCUAUUCCAAUCGGUACAUUCGAAUCGCUGUUGUCAGAAAACAAUCCAGAGGCACCUGUUACAUCGAUUGCAAUGUUACAUUACUUGGCUUCCACUAAGAAAAAAGCUCCGGAAAUUCGGGAUGCCUGCACUAACACAGAUACAGCCAAUGAAGCCAGCAAAUCAUAUAAGAAUACAGGAACUGCGUGUGAAGAAGUACUCCCUGAUAUUCCUAGCUCUGGGCUUUCUGCUGCUCCUCAGUCUGCUUCAGACACAGCUUCCUCAGUUAUUCCACAGUUGCUUCCCCCUGACAUAUAUCUAAACCUUCGAUUUCUUGGUAAAGAUCUAGAUGAGAUAAAAGGUCCAUCUCAAUCUUCUGUAAUCCCAACAUCCCAAGUUGGACACCAUUAUAUAAAUGUUAUUGACAUUGACGCAGAAGACAUUCUGAAGGAUUUGCCAGAUCCAGCAGCACCGAAGAUUAUCAACCAGAGAGUUCCAUCUUCUGCAGAACUACAUCACUUGGCUGCAUCUGUUACAAAUGCUGUCCCACUAAAACCAGGGAAAAUUACAGAUAGCAUUUCAGCUAGACCAAGACUUGAAGCUCAGGAAGUCAGAGCUGCUGAUCCUGUAACAUACAACCUGCUAUUGGGAGGUGCUGCAGAGUUAGUAUCCAGGCCAACUGCAGCCCGAGGAGCAGAUCACACAUUCUCCUGGCUGCAAGACAUGGACGUACAAUUAGCAGCUCUACAGACCAUGGCAGACAAAAUGGAACAAGAUUUUGCCAACACUGGGCUGUUGGUUAAUACUAUUGAAAAUCUUGCCACGGCCAUGGACCCCAGUUUAGAAGAUAUUAGCUAUUCUUCAAGAGAUGUGAGAGUUUCUGAAAAAGCCUUGCGGAUGAGCCCCAGGGAAUUGCAGGAUCUAAUGGAAGAAGACCUCGGUUCACCAAGCCAUUCAGAAAUCCAUUCACAUGAUGUCACCAGGUUACAUGCCCAUUUUUCUGCAGAAAUCAAUUCACAGGGGCACUCCCUUGCAGGGAUCAAGUCACAGGUGCAAUCCCCUGGAGGUAUCUUGUCAUGGGCGAACUCUCCUGAAGACCAGGUCUCUUUCCAGAAUCCCUCCAGACACAAGAUCCCAGAUACUGCUUCUGCAGCAAAUGACAACAUGGGAAAAAGCCUCCUUGACGACCCGUUUCACAUAACAGGACUGAGCGAUAUUGCAGAUAUCUUAGGAGACCUCAUGGAUGGAGGAAUUUCUGCCUCAGAACUUGGUUUGACUGAAUCUCAGGCUAAAACAUUGUCUAGGGAGAGACUGAACAAGCUUCCUUUGAAGCAUGCUAGAAAAAGAUCUGAAAAGGACAGGAUGGAGUUGCAGAUGUGGAUGAAAAGGAAGCAGAGAGAAAAACUUGCAGAACACAAAAAAAAGAUGGAGGAACUGAGAGAGAUGGAACAUAAUCCUUUUCAGCCCAAUCAGAAUGCAAACUCGUCCAUGUCCUCAAAAACAAUAAUGCGGAGCCAGAGAGUGAAAAAUGAAAAAGAUAAAACUUUAUUGGCUGAACAUCACAGCAACAGAGUCUCUGAUGCUUUAAGUCUCAUGCAAGAGAUGUUGUCAGAGGCUAAGCAUAUUCCUGUAGCAGAUCCCACAACCAUUUCCACCUCAUCCAGAUCUCCACGUUGUGUCUCAUCAUCUAAAAGAUUUUCUUCACCUAAAAUACGCAGCUCAUCUACAAGUCAAAUCGAGAAGAGGAGGUCCGUUUUCAGAUCUGGACUUUCUCAGCCAAGAUUAAUGGCCCCACCGUCACGACUACAGUCUAGAGGAACAGAAACAUUCUUAUUUCAAAAGGGUUCUCAGGAUUCUAAAACCAGGGCUAGAAGUGCACCAAGUUACCCCGUGCAUGUAAAGUAUGAUCCGUCUUUACCAGGAGACCGUAUAUCUCAGAUCACACGUAGGGGGAUGUUGUCAGGGAAGAAUAGGGCAAAUGUCAAUAUCAAAAGCACGAAGCCUUUGCCGUAUUCCAGUUUAAUACAUUCUCCAUCAUCACACCAAGGUUCCAGAAAUAAACAGACGAGCUUUCAUUAUGACCCUACUGAGGAAAUGGAGCCUGAAAGGGAUUUGGUUAGUCCCUGGGAAGUACCCAAUGAAAUCAAAAGGCUUAUAAACAGUGAUGGAAAUUCUAAUGGCUCUCAGGAAUUAUUAUUUAAUGAGGAUGAUGUUUCUCAUGAUUAUCCUAAACCGGACAACUCUUCGGAAAGCACAGGCAGCAUACUGAGCAAAUUGGACUGGAACGCAAUAGAAGACAUGGUGGCCAGCAUUGAAAAUACAUGAAUAUUAGAAACUCUCUACGGGGUGGUUAGAUCCAGUAAAUAUAUUUAUUUACUUCUGGUACUCAUCAAGAUUACAAUCAAAGUCAGCAACUUGUGUGGCUAUGUGCUGUUUGGUUGCUGUCAUCUUACUACACCUUCACUACAAACUAUGAUUUCUGUACAUGAGCAAACAAGUUACAUCAGGGACAGAUGUGUGGGGUUUUAAACCUUUUGUUAGUCCAAUUUCUCUCAUGUUCAACUGGGACAGCACAUGAAGCACAACAUUAGUAUUACAUGAUGAGCAACAGUUCCAUACACAUUUGGAGAAGGCAGAAACUUCAAACUAAAAUUGUUCACUGGACCCUUCCCUGACCUUCAGUUCUAAGUAUUCUGCUAGUGAAGCUGACAAAAAAUGGAGUUCUGUUCCUUAUUCCUUUUUGUGUAUUCUGUAUUGUUCACGCUACUCUACCAAUAUUAUCACCAUAUCUGCUGCUGAGCGUCUUCAAUAGCUGAUCCAAAAUGCUACAUUUAUGACCUGAGUUUGUUUUAGCUUAUCAUACUUUUAACUAUAUUCUUCACAGCUAUACCACAGCCAGGGUUCCCUUUCAUCAGAUGUCCUCUAUAUGUAGUUUAAGGUAUGUGUUAUUAGUUAGACUAUGUAUGUGGACAUCUUGCUUUCCUACUAACCCUCUUUGUUAAUGCUGGCAUAUGUGGAUUUAACCUCUUCUGAUUCACACUCAUGCACAGGAAUCUCUACCAUUUCAUGCUUAUUUGUCUCUCCCUACAUUAUCUUAAAGGGACAGUCAACACCAGAAUUUUUGAAGAUAUAUUAUUCCUUUAUUACCCAUUCUCCAGUUUUGCAUAACCAACCGUUAUAAUAAUACGUGUUUUACCUCCGUGAUUACCUUGUAUCUAAGCCUCUGCUGAUUCCCCCUUAAUUUCAGGUUUUUUUACAUACUUACAUUUUAGCCAAUCAGUGCUGACUCCUAUGUAACUUCAUGUGCAUGAGCUCAAUGUUAUCUAUAUGACACACAUGAACCAACGCCUGUCAAAAUGCAUUCAUAUAAGAGGCAGCCUUCAAGGUCCAAGAAAUUAGCAUAUGAGCCUACCUAGGUUUAGCUUUCAACUAAGAAUACCAAGAGAACAAAUCAAAAUUGGUGAUAAAAGUAAAUUGGAAAGUUUAUUUUGGACUUGACUGUCCCUUUAAGCUGUCUUUCUUGAUCCAAAUACAACUUGAGACUCUACAGUACAAGCUCUUUUUUCACCUGUGCACAUACCGGUUUCUGUGAAUGACUGUUUGGGCAGAAGUAAUAAUAUUCGUUUUGCCUAUAUGACUUGAGCCUCUGUUUUAAUUAAUGAAACUGAGCAGGGUUUUCUUCUUUCAUGUCUCAAUUUCUAUUUCCAAUUUGAAGGGUGGAUAAAGUCUUGUGUACGGCCAUUCAUAUCCAGGGGUGAACAACUAGCAAUCCACUUUAAAAUAGAAUACUGCACAGCCAGUUUCACUGGUACUAAAACCCCAUAACGGUCUUGCAGGUCAUAGUAUAGAUACUGAAAAUAAAACAGGAGUUAGCUUGGCAUUAGAGCCAUUUGUAAAAUACAGAGGGAAAUGUUCACUGUUUCACAUGCUACAUGCUUUCAAUCUGAGUAUUUUGUUCCCAGCCUUCUUCAUUUAAUUAGCUAUACAUGAAACAUUAAAGUGAAAGAAAUGGCCCAGUUAACCAAUCUUAGUUCUCCAAGUGUGUAUAGAAGACCCUUAACCAUUGUUUAAUAGUAUAGGCUUAGUUUACUCCUAUGUAAAAAAAAAAUGUAUUGGGAUGUAAAAAUGAUAUUGACUUAUUAAGUAUAUUUAUUUUUCUUAUUUAUUUUACUGCUACCGUAAAUAUUAUAAUGCACUUUAUAUUUCUAAAGGUUAAACUUUUACUUGUCAAAUAAAGAUUUUUAUUUUGGCA
Messenger RNA from Bombina bombina (fire-bellied toad), 12204 nucleotides. It is a transcript of the gene CPLANE1, whose product is annotated as ciliogenesis and planar polarity effector complex subunit 1. Gene Ontology annotation, cellular component: ciliary transition zone. Bases 534 to 10277 code for a protein of 3247 amino acids. Lineage: Eukaryota; Metazoa; Chordata; Amphibia; Anura; Bombinatoridae. The transcript is spliced from 55 exons. Gene Ontology annotation, biological process: cilium assembly. The record is from RefSeq and is a predicted model, not a curated record.